ACGUCAUGAUAUCAUGUAAGUUUGAAGUUAAUAUUUUUAAAUAUCCGUACCUACUCAGUUGUAGCUAUAAACAUAAAAAUUGUAUUCAUUCUUCAACUUUGCAUCGCUCAUCGCUUACACAAYCAGAUUAUAAACGACUUUAGUUCGGUUGACAUUUCAAAAUUCAAAAGUAAUUAGUGCACUGUGACAAAAUGGCUUGCAGAAAUGUCAAUGUUCACAAUUUUUCAAAACUUGUUAGAUAUUUUUCACAAAAAACUACUGAACAAGAAACAAAAGUUGCUUCCAGAAUGGGAUUUUUAAAAGGUAAACCAUUGUACUUAGAUGCACAAGCCACAACCCCCCUGGAUCCUAGAGUUUUGGAUGCUAUGAUGCCCUACAUGACACAUAGUUAUGGAAACCCACAUUCUCGUACACAUAUGUAUGGUUGGGAAAGUGAAGAAGCUGUGGAAACAGCUAGACAGCAUAUAUCAGAUUUGAUAGGUGCUAAUCCCAAAGAAAUAAUAUUCACAUCUGGAGCAACAGAAUCUAAUAAUUUAGCCAUUAAAGGAAUUGCUCAUUUUUAUGGAGCUAAGAAACGACAUAUUAUUACUACACAAACGGAACAUAAAUGUGUUUUAGAUUCUUGUCGUGCUUUGGAAGGUGAAGGUUUUGAAAUUACAUAUUUACCAGUUUGUUCAAAGGGUAUAAUUUCCCUUGAUGAAUUAGAAUCUGCUAUGCGCCCUGAUACUGCACUUGUUUCUAUAAUGGCUGUAAAUAAUGAAAUUGGAGUAAAACAGCCAAUCAAAGAAAUAGGAGCUUUAUGCAAGUCAAAAAAAGUUUUUUUCCAUACUGAUGCAGCUCAAGCUGUUGGUAAAAUUACUGUUGAUGUUAAUGAUCAAAAUAUUGAUCUUAUGUCUAUAAGUGGACAUAAGUUAUAUGGACCAAAAGGUAUCGGAGCUUUGUUUGUUCGGCGUAAGCCAAGAGUACGUUUAGAACCUAUUCAGAGUGGUGGUGGUCAAGAACGAGGUUUAAGGAGUGGAACGGUUCCAACACCAAUAGUUGUAGGAUUUGGCGAAGCAUGUAGGAUAGCUAAACAAGAAAUGGAGUAUGAUCAUGCUUGGAUGAUAAAACUUUCAAAUUUACUCUUUGAAAAAAUUACCAAGAAUCUCCCAGAAGUUAUUCGCAAUGGUGAUGAUGUUCAUACUUAUCCAGGUUGUUUAAAUUUAUCGUUUGCAUUUGUUGAGGGAGAAUCCCUUCUUAUGGCUCUCAAAGAUAUUGCUUUAUCAAGUGGUAGUGCAUGUACAUCUGCAUCUUUGGAGCCUUCAUAUGUAUUACGUGCUAUUGGAGCUGAUGAAGACUUGGCACAUUCUUCCAUUAGAUUUGGUUUUGGUCGUUUUACAACUGUGGAUGAAGUUGAAUAUACCGCUGMAAAAUGUAUAAAGCAUGUUCAACGACUACGAGAAAUGAGUCCAUUAUGGGAAAUGCAUCAAGAAGGAAUUGACAUCAAAUCUAUCAAGUGGUCUCAACAUUAAAGUUCAACUAAUCACAUCUCAUUAGUGAUUUUGGAUUAAGUCCAUGUUGUCCAUUUCGGUAUCACUCAAUAGUCGUAAUUGUUUGCAAAAUUUUGUAGCAAUCUUACGACGUACAAAAUCAGCUUCUAUU
Diuraphis noxia (Russian wheat aphid) is the source of this 1641-nucleotide messenger RNA. RefSeq names its product Nfs1 cysteine desulfurase (gene Nfs1). Gene Ontology annotation, cellular component: mitochondrion; cytosol; nucleus. The record is from RefSeq and is a predicted model, not a curated record. NCBI's taxonomy places the organism in Eukaryota, Metazoa, Arthropoda, Insecta, Hemiptera, Aphididae. Gene Ontology annotation, biological process: [2Fe-2S] cluster assembly. Gene Ontology annotation, molecular function: pyridoxal phosphate binding; cysteine desulfurase activity.